Messenger RNA from Meloidogyne enterolobii, 708 nucleotides. Lineage: Eukaryota; Metazoa; Nematoda; Chromadorea; Rhabditida; Meloidogynidae. The record is from the annotation of a GenBank genome assembly.
AUGUUAAGUGAAACAACUCGAAAUAAUUCUAUUUUACCUGAGGAAUCGACGAGGAUGUUAAUGCAACCUUCAAGAAUUCCAAAUAAUUCAGCAAUUACCUCAACGCCUCAGCAAAAUAAUGGUGCAGACAUGUCAGCAAUUAAUACACAAACUGUUACAAAGAAGAGAACACGCCAACAAACGGUCACUGUCGAAAAUGCUUUUCCUUCUAAGGACAUUGAAAAUAUUUUUAAUCGAAUUCAAAGCUCACCUGGUUCUGAAAAUCAAAUGAUGGAACUUCAACGACAAGUCCAAAUGUUUUUUAUUCAAAAAGAGCGUGAAUGGGAGAAUAAACUUACUCAAAGUAAGCCGCCAGACAACGAAGAAUUAGCAUUAUCCAAAAUUAAAUUGAAAAGUGGACAGGCUAUGAUUUCUAGAAUUGAAAACUUCAACAAAAUCCUGAAAUCGAAAGGUCAACACCUUGCUCGUUUAAGCAAUUCAAAUUCUUUCUUUAAUGGCCAAAAUUCUGUUGACGAUGCUGGUGCUGGGACUCCUCGAAACGGUUAUCCCUUAUCACCUGGUCAAGUGGAUGAUCUGACAAGAGAAAGGAAUUCUUUACGUGAAGAUUGUGCAACAUUGGAGAGUAAUUAUGCUGAUUUGUUUAAACGUUAUGAAAAAAUGCGAGAAAAUUGUGUUCUUCUAAAAAAUGUAAAAAAAGCUUUCUUAUAA